UGGUUUUUUCGCUUCCUGCUGGAACGGUGGAAUUUUUAAGACGAGCGCGUGAUAAGCAAAAAAAACGAAACUCAAAAUCUGUAAACUCUGAUUUUUACUGUACGCGCCGGUUAUAAGUCCAUGCAGCAUUUGCUUCAUGAAAGUGGUUUUGAAUGAAAGCAAGCAGCAAUCUUCAUGGUUAUUAUACAAAGAUUUGCAGUGAAGAUUGUUGAAUUAAAUUAUCCAAGUGAGAUCUGACCCAAGUGAAAUUGAUUUGAAAGAAAUGAUAUGAGAUUUUUAUGUGGAUUUAAAGCAAUUAAAUAAAAAGUUUGAAAAUAAUGACAAAAGUUUGAUAUAAAUAAUAGCAAGUUUGGUGAAUUUGAAGAAGCAACACUUUGGGAUUUCUGCUAUAGAAGCGCAACGAAAGGAACCUAAAUACUAUCGCCAUCGUAGUCAUCGUCUUUGAAGAGCCUUAGAUCACUGUAAAGACUUAAGCUGUACGAGAUUAUUAAUUUGUUUUAAUUACUGUGUGCUUUUUCCAAACAAACAAAACGAAAAGUUAAAGGGGGAAGGAAGCCACACCACAUCACUCACUUCCCAUACAUACACACACACACACACAUCACAUCGCAUCAUGACGGAGACUGAAUCUUUAAAUCGGAAAAAUUCCUCUAGGAAAAAUUCCGUUAUCAAUGGCAAUGGCGAAACAGCAGCAAAAAUGGAAACAGAAGAUGGUGGUGGCGAGGUAACGCUUAAGGCGAAAAUGAGUCUUGUCAAUGGUUGUACAGUGAUUGUUGGCUCCAUCAUUGGUUCCGGUAUCUUUGUCUCACCCACUGGUGUCCUCAUGUAUACGGGCAGUGUCAAUUUGGCCCUUAUAGUGUGGGUCGUUUCGGGAUUAUUUUCGAUGGUUGGUGCCUACUGCUAUGCCGAAUUGGGCACAAUGAUAACCAAGUCCGGAGCUGAUUAUGCCUACAUUAUGGAAACAUUCGGACCAUUUAUGGCCUUCAUACGUCUCUGGAUUGAAUGCAUGAUAGUGAGACCAUGUUCACAAGCCAUUGUAGCAUUGACUUUCAGUGUCUAUGUACUGAAACCAUUCUUUCCGGAAUGCACGCCGCCAGAAGAUGCAUCCCGAAUGUUGGCUGUCUGUUGCAUAUUGGUUCUGACUUUUGUUAACUGCUGGGAUGUUAAAUGGGCUACCGCUGUGCAGGAUAUCUUCACAUAUGCCAAACUGUUGGCCUUGUUUAUCAUCAUUGCAUCGGGCAUCUACCAAUUGUACAUGGGUCACACCGAGUAUUUUACAUUUGAGAACACUGACACUAGGGUCACAUCUAUUGCGUUAUCCUUUUACUCUGGACUCUUCGCCUACAAUGGAUGGAAUUAUUUAAAUUUCAUCAUUGAAGAAUUAAAGGAUCCCGUUAAGAAUCUACCCCGCGCCAUAGCUAUUUCUUGCAUUCUGGUAACAGCGGUGUACGUUUUCGCCAAUAUAUCAUUCUAUACCAUUCUGUCUCCCGAUGAGGUUUUGGGUUCACAGGCUGUGGCUGUAACAUAUGCCGAACGGGCUUUUGGUGUGAUUGCAUGGACCAUUCCAGUUUUUGUGGCUCUUUCCACUUUUGGUGCUGUCAAUGGCAUUCUUUUGACUUCAUCCCGCUUGUUUUAUGCCGGUGCCAAUGAGGGUCAAAUGCCUGAAAUUCUGACCAUGAUUCAAAUUCACAGAUUUACACCAACACCUGCUGUUUUGGCUAUGGCUUUAUUAUCCAUGUUGUAUCUGACAGUUUCGGAUAUAUUUGCUUUAAUCAAUUAUGUAGGCUUUGCCACUUGGCUAAGUAUCGGUGUUGCUGUCUUGUGCUUACCCUGGUUGCGUUGGGCCCAACCCAAUCUGCCCCGUCCCAUUCGUGUGCCCAUGAUCUUCCCCAUUGUCUAUCUUCUGGCCACCCUUUUCGUUACCAUCGUACCCAUGUAUGCCAGUCCUGUGGAGACUGGUUAUGGCAUUCUAAUGAUUUUGUCCAGCAUACCUGUCUAUUUGGUAUUCAUUGCGUGGAAAAAUAAGCCCAUGUGGUUCCAAAAAGUUAUGGUAAGUCUAACCAAGUUUCUACAGAAAGUUCUCAUGGUCCUUGGAAAGACUAAACCAGCUCAGGUGUAAAAGAAACAGACGAAAAACAACAGCUAGACCCUACCCCAUAAACCAAUAACAGAUCAGUACGGCAGAGUGAAAUAGUGACAGAAUAACUCAAAGGAUCAAGAAAAAACAAAACAAAACUGAGAAAAAUCUACAACAACAAAACAAAAGAAGAAAAACUGCUUUCAAUACAAAUGGCAUUUACAAAUAGUUCUUUUUUUAUGUUAAAAAGUAAGGCUUUUUUAUUAUUUUAUAAAAAAAAAAAAAAACAAAUGAUUAUUUUUCGUAAA
Molecule: messenger RNA, 2385 nt
Organism: Stomoxys calcitrans (stable fly)
Lineage: Eukaryota; Metazoa; Arthropoda; Insecta; Diptera; Muscidae
Product: Y+L amino acid transporter 2
Exons: 9
Coding region: 614-2119 (501 amino acids)
Biological process (GO): amino acid transmembrane transport
Cellular component (GO): membrane
Molecular function (GO): L-amino acid transmembrane transporter activity
Source: RefSeq, a predicted model, not a curated record